Durusdinium trenchii is the source of this 2115-nucleotide messenger RNA. NCBI's taxonomy places the organism in Eukaryota, Dinophyceae, Suessiales, Symbiodiniaceae. The record is from the annotation of a GenBank genome assembly.
AUGCUACACAAGCCCGGGCACGCUCCAGCCUUGCACGUGCCUCCUGGUAUCCCGGAUCAUGACUGUGAAGAGCGACCAGCCGGAAGCAGGCGGAAUACCAACUGCAGCGAGUUCAGUGAUAUUUCCACGGCGGUGAAUCCGUUUGCAGCUCCACGUCCAAAGCUGGUAGACUUCGUGGAUAAGUUGGAAACAGCUCUAUCAAAGUGUCUAUCUGAUUAUAGAUGUCAGGCAGAAGAUGCACUGUCCGAGCACUUGGCUGCUGUGGAAUCGCUUCAGAACACUUAUGAGCAUGACUUGGCUGCUUUGACGUUGGAGAACCAGACUCUUCGCCAACAGCUUGGAAUGAAAGGUUUCGAAGAUGUGAAGAAAGUGGUGUUUCAAUCCCCCUCAGGUAGCAGGCGGAACUCCCACUCUUCUCAGCCUUCGACGACGAAAUCAAAAAAUUGUUGGGUGGAAAACGAGGACACCCCUGUUAAGAGCCCGUCCGCACACAGCCGGAAGCUAUCAAUCAGCCGAAAGAAUCAGGAUAAGAUUGGAAAGGACGGCAGCUGGCAGGUCUUCAUGGCUUGGGUGCCUACUGGAACCGCUUUGUUGCAAGCGGAAUCAUACAAGCCAUCGGAGAAGGCCUCGGAGCGAUUGCAGAAGAAGUUGAAGAAGAACAGCCGCUCAGAAGCGGCCAGCUCUGCUGCAUACAAGGAAGAUGAGCCAGACUUUGGUGCAGAGAUCCAGCCAUGGUACAUUUUAAAUCCAGAUUCGUCAAGGCGUGUUUACUGGGAUAUCCUGAGCUUGGCGAUGAUCACCUACGACAUCAUUUUCGUCCCGCUGGAGGUUUGCUUCAUCUUGGAAGAAACAACUUUCUUGGCCUUCCUGGAUUGGUUUAGCCGCAUCUUUUGGACACUUGACAUGGGCAUGUCAUGUAUCACUGGCUUUGUCCUUUCAGACGGUGUUAUCGAGUACAAGCCUCGGAACAUCUUACAUCGCUACUUCAAGACAUGGUUUCUUCCAGACCUGAGUAUGGUUUUAUCAGAUUGGAUUGGAUACCUGGUGGCUGGCAGUGGUCUUGGUUUGGGGCAAUUGGCGCGUGCCAUCCGCAUGGCCCGAGCCGUGAGGCUCCUGCGGCUGCUGCGAAUGCAGGAAGUCUUGGCCAAUCUUACAGAACGCCUCCAAUCAGAUGUUGUGGAAAUUUUUGCGCAAAUCAUCAAAAUGAUUGUCGUGCUCGUCAUGCUUUGCCACUUCAUUGCCUGCUUUUGGUGGGCAGUUGGGACCAAUGGCACUGGAACCACAUGGGUGAAGGCUGGCUCUUAUGAAGAUUUGAGCGUCGAUGCAUCCUAUUUGGUUUGCCUCUUGUGGGCGAUAUCUUUGUUUUCAGGAGGCAACAGCAACAUAUAUCCUGAGACAUCGGCUGAGCGGAUGUAUGGUGUUGCAGCAGGCGUUUGCAGCUUCGUGUGUGUGCUGGUGAUGCUGGGAACUCUAACUUCAGGGCUGACCCAGCGGCACAUCAUCGACGGUAGCGGACAGCGUCAGAUGGCAGCGCUCAAGACCUAUUUGCGCCAGAACCACAUCCCCAAGAAUCUCACAAAGCGUUUGUGCCGCAGUGCCAAGCAUGCCAUUUCCGGUGACCUUACUCCCGACUCGGUUCAGCUUUUGGCAGUGAUCUCAGAACCUUUGAAAAUGCAAAUGCAUUUCGAGAUGUACUCCCGAAUUUUGCUGCACCAGCCCUUUUUCAAGGACUUGCUCACGGAAGGGAACCAGCUUGUGCGGCGUGUAUGCCACCAGGCCAUGAGCAUCCUCCUCCUAACGCACAGCGACGUCGUUUUCGAGGUGGAUGAGGAGCCUUCAGAGCCCAAGAUGUACUUGGUGGCAUCCGGGUCUUUGGAUUAUACCGACUCCUAUGGUGAGGUGGAGAAGGUCGGAGAUAAAUGCUGGAUAGCGGAACCUGUCCUGUGGACACGGUGGAAGCAUCGCGGAAGUCUUGUGGCGGCCAGCGACGUCAAAAUGGCGAUGCUUGAUGCCACAAGCUUCCAGGCACUGGCGGCACUUGCGACGAGAUUUUUCAUGUACAAUUCACUCGGAAACUGCACAAACACACUGAAAAUAUGUGAUGAAAACAGAUGA